AUGUGGGUGAAAAGGCCUAAUGCACACCACUUGGUAUCCAAUGUACCAACACUUCUUGCCCAUAGUCUGGCAGUUCUUCAUUGUUAUUGGCGACAUCCUUACAGUUGGAUAGCCCGAAUUCAAAAACUAUCCCAAUUGGGCAAAAACGUCCAACUAGACUUCAUGCAGAGCGAGACAGGGAAAAUGGCAAGUGACCUUGAUAUUUCAGGUCUACGUGCCAAAUAUAAUGUUAAUAUGACAGACGAAUCCGAUGCUUCCACAGGGGAACUGGAGUUUAUGGUAAAUAUGGCAAUUUCCUUCUGGAAACAACAAAAGAUCCAUUAUACAGAGUUAAAUGUGUUUGUCGACAGGCUCCAGGAAAGAGCAAAAUUCCUGGUACAGGAUAAAAAGGCCUGGGCUGAAUUUUCGAGAGUUAGAGAGUCAAAGUAA
Molecule: messenger RNA, 429 nt
Organism: Aspergillus ruber CBS 135680
Lineage: Eukaryota; Fungi; Ascomycota; Eurotiomycetes; Eurotiales; Aspergillaceae
Exons: 1
Coding region: 1-429 (142 amino acids)
Source: RefSeq, a predicted model, not a curated record